UGUAAACAUUAAAUUUCUUUUGCCGGUACUAUGCUUUAUAUUUUCUCUUUAUGGAGUUUUCCACUACGUGAACAACCAUGAAAACAACAUGUGUGAGAUGACUUACAUGUUUGAAUAUCCAGAAUAUUUGAAUAUUCCUUUGAAAUAUGAUAUUGCUAAACAAUUUCCAAGAUAUAAAUUGUAUGUUUAUGGAGAAGGGAAAUAUUUUGAAGAACUUGAAAAAGGCAAAUUAUUAGGUAAUCCAGUCCUUUUUAUUCCUGGUAAUGCUGGAAGCCAUCGUCAAGUCAGAUCACUUGGAUCUGUAGCUCUACGAAUGGGGCAUUCCCUACAAACUAAUAUAUUUUUCAAUUUUUUUACAAUUGAUUUUAAUGAAGAGAUAUCUGCUCUGUAUGGUGGAACAUUAAAAGAUCAAACUGAGUAUGUAUUUGCUUGCAUCAAACAUAUUCAAAGCCUCUAUUCUUCAGAGAAGAAAAUAACAUUGAUUGGGCAUUCAAUGGGUGGAGUAAUUGCCAAGGCAGUUUUCUCUCUUCCUUCUUUUAAUCCAGCAGAUAUUUCUCUAAUUAUUACUUUAGCCGCACCUCAUAAAGAACCAGUUAUUGCUGCUGAUACUGCCAUAGUGAAUUUCUAUGCCGGAAGUAAAGAAACUUGGAAGUACCGUAACAAAAAAGGAUUUAGUGAUAUCCCAAUCAUUUCAAUUGGUGGUGGCCAAAGGGAUAUAUUGGUGAGGAGUGAUUUAACUUCAAACAAUUUUCAACACAAGAAUGUCAGAGAUGUUGAAGUUUUGACUUCUUCCAUUCCUGGUGUAUGGGUGUCAACUGAUCAUCUAGCCAUUGUCUGGUGUAAGCAGCUUGUUUUGACCAUAUGCAGGACAUUAUAUGAUUUGCAUAUGAAAAAUGCUAAACAGAAUUCUGCUUCAGAUAUAGAAAGUAUACUCAAACACUACUACCUUUCAAGAAGUAGUGGGACAUUCUAUCCAAAAGUUCCUUCUGUACCAGUCAGUGCAUUUUCUACUUCUGGUGGUGAUUGGAUCGAGCAAGAAAGCAACACUUGGCGUUUUACUCGUAGCAAGGUGCUUUCUACUAUUUAUCUUCUGGUUCCUGUGAUAAAGAAUGAUAAUAUAUUAGUGGUAGCAUCUGGAAUUGUUAAAAGAGAUUGGAUCUUUGGAUGCACUGGAUUGUCUGAAACUGAAACAAAAACAUGUGUUGAAGGUGAAAAUUUAUCUGAAAAGGGGGAGAUCAUUCCAAACAAAAGCAAGAAGUCUCAAAGACGUCAUAUAAAUCUCAGUGCUCAGUAUUUGCAGGAAAAAAAAUAUCCUUACAUAUUAAUUUAUAUUACUCCUGUUGAUUCACAGAUUGAUAUCCUGGGAGAAAGGUAUAACAGUAAGGAUCGAACAAAACAUAUCAAAUUGCCUUCUCUUAUUCAAAGAAUGUUUACUCCUCCUGUCCGAUUGUUAAGUGUAUCUCUGCCAGAACAGUCUGUCUUUUAUAAUAUAAUUAUUUCUGAAAGUUAUGGCGUUUUUGAAUCUGUUGAAUUGCAAUUGGAAACUAGGCUUUGCCGAGCUGGAAGUGUUGUUGGUCAAGGAAUUAUAAAAGUACAAACACCUUGGAACAAUGAAAUUUCCUACCAUUAUAUAAGAACCGUACUGGGAGGAAUUACAACUGUUCCUUUGAAAGCACAUUUCUUACUCCCUCCAAAUUCUAAUCAUGAUGUAAAUGUGGAGCUUAUUUUAGAUCCGGAAUGUAGUACUGUGCUUACAGCAAAAUUUCCAUUAAGCCUUAUUGCUAGUCAGUUCAUGAAGUUUUAUGGCCUAUAUAUUGUUGGUUAUGUUGUUGCAUUAUUGUUAGCAUUCUUGGCUGGACAAAUGUACUUCUUUGAAUCACUUGGUUCUUUCCCAUCCUUUUUUACAGUGUUUGGCCAAUACCCAACAUUUAUUACUCUAGUUGGUAUUCCAUCUAUUUUGUAUCAUUUAAUAUUGUCUCCAGAAUUUGAUUUGCCUUUCAUUCCCCCUGCAGACAAAAUCACUCUGAGUGAUAAUCGUUUUCUUUCUACUUUAAUAUUAAGAACAUUGUUAUAUCUUAUUGCUUGUGGAUUCAUAACAGUGUUGUAUAUAGUUUGUGUGUAUCUUCUGAAAGGAAUUACAAAAUGCUUUCUGUGUACAAAACAAAGAGCAGUCCUGAAUGUAACCGAAGUACCACUGGAUCAAACACUUAAAGCUAAAAUGAAAAUAUCUAAACUUCUGUUUAUAUGGUGUGCCUUUAUAGGAGCAAUAUCUCUUGAAUUUUCAAGUUCAUUGGGAGCUAUUUGCAUAUUCGUAUCUUGUUUCUUAAAGCUGCUUUCCACUUAUGUAAGAUGUAUAGCUGAAACUGAAAGGCGAGGUCCUGGUGUAGCUACGACAAAAUGGCAUAUACAUUUAACAUUGUUACUUCUUUGGAUGUGUGCAAUGUGCUUAAUUCUUCCUGGCUUUAUUGCAUGGAUAAAAAGUCUACCAUACAGUUUGCAGGUUACCAAUGAUCCUUACACAUAUCCCUGCAUUUUGAUGGUUCUAUGUUGUGCCUUACUUUGGCAGUUUCCAACACCUUCCUUUAAUAGAGUUGGCUAUAGAAAAGGUUCACAUAUAUUACAUAUUGCUGCUACCAUAACAACAUUAUAUGGCAUUCACUCAGUUUAUAGAUUGUUGUACUUUAUAUGUUUUACUCUCUUUGUUAUAUGUAUUCAACAAAUAUAUGCAUAUUUUAAUGGGUUUUAUUCCUUGAAGUGUGACUAA
Messenger RNA from Argiope bruennichi, 2764 nucleotides. RefSeq names its product GPI inositol-deacylase-like. The coding region runs from base 89 to 2764 and encodes 891 amino acids. Gene Ontology annotation, cellular component: endoplasmic reticulum. Gene Ontology annotation, biological process: endoplasmic reticulum to Golgi vesicle-mediated transport; GPI anchor metabolic process. The transcript is spliced from 23 exons. The record is from RefSeq and is a predicted model, not a curated record. Gene Ontology annotation, molecular function: phosphatidylinositol deacylase activity. NCBI's taxonomy places the organism in Eukaryota, Metazoa, Arthropoda, Arachnida, Araneae, Araneidae.